Molecule: messenger RNA, 2413 nt
Organism: Perca flavescens (yellow perch)
Lineage: Eukaryota; Metazoa; Chordata; Actinopteri; Perciformes; Percidae
Product: nesprin-2
Exons: 13
Coding region: 297-2198 (633 amino acids)
Cellular component (GO): nuclear envelope; meiotic nuclear membrane microtubule tethering complex; membrane
Source: RefSeq, a predicted model, not a curated record
GUGUGUGCGCGCGCUCAGAGGGGGCGUGGCUUACUGCAAACAGGUAGAUCCGUGUUUCCCGGCGCUCUCCGGUCGCUGGGUUGUGUGUGUGUGUGUGUUUUUCUUGCUGCAGUCUGAAGCUGAUUCCCGUCUGCAGAUGAGUCUUAUCGGCCGAUUACGAGCCCACAACCGUGAGUGCUUCUGAAUCUCUGAGUCGGUUUAUUUCCCACCGUUACCGGAUUGGACGUGAUUGGACUUUCUCCUCGUUUCCUGCAAUGAGCUCAUCCGUCAGCCGCAGGUAGAGGCCACAGGAAGUGAUGAGCCAUAUGGAGGCGUUUCCGGUUCCUUCGGAGUCUCCUUUGCUUUCCGCUGAGGAGGAAACGCAGCGAUGGGACGCCAGCUGGAGCCAAGAUGGAGACCUGCAGGGGUGUGGACAGCUGGAGAGGAAGUGGCUCCUCUGGCAGGACUUCAUGACCGAACAGGCCCACCUGGACGCCUGGCUGCGAUUGGCUGAGCAGGCUGUCGGUUCCUCUGGCCCCGUCCACUUCGCCUACGUCAUCGCCAAGGAAGACUUGAGCAAGUUUGAGAGGCUGCGGUGUGAGGCCGGCCCUCGCCUGGUCCAGUUGGACGGUCUGACCCGGAGGAAUCGAACGCUGACUCGGCUGUUUCGGGGCGCCAUGCAGGCUCGGCUGCUGGCGGCGGCGAGGGAGUGCGGGCACCGCUGGGACGAAGUGAACGCCAAACUGGAAUCCAUCACCGGGCGACUGAAGCUGUUUGUCUCGGAGUGGGAGGGGCUUGAGGCAGAGAGGGAGGAGCUCGCGCUCUGGUUGGCUGACCUAGACGUCCGUCUGACGGAGGUGGAUCACCUGACGGGGAACACCUGCAAGAAGCUGCGGCAACUGCAGACUUUCCAGCAGUGUGUGUGUGUGUACUCGGGCCGUGUGAACGCCCUGCUGCAGCGCGGUGAGGCCCUGAUCCAGCGCUGCGACGCGGCCGAUGCUCGGCUGCUGGAGGCUCGGCUGCUGGAGCUGCUGCAGCUCUGCAGCCUCGUCUACAACAACAUCACACGCACACACACCAGGCUGCUGAGCAUGAGACUGGUGUUUGAGGACGACUGGAUUCUGUCUCAGGCCACAGACUCAGGUUGCCCUUCAGAGUCUCUUCUAGAGGAAGAGGGAGCGCUUGAUAAAGCCCACCUGGGCCUCCCUGCAGAGGGAGCGCUUGAUAAAGCCCACCUGGGCCUCCCUGCAGAGGGAGCGCUUGAUAAAGUUCACCUGGGCCUCCCUGCAGAGGGCGCGCUUGAUAAAGCCCACCUGGGCCUCCCUGCAGAGGGAGCGCUUGAUAAAGCCCACCUGGGCCUCCCUGCCUUCCCAAACCCUCCCAAAGCUUUUUCUCUAGAUUUCGGCCAAUCAUCUUGCCCUCCCUCCCCUCCCUCCCCUACCCAUGAGCACCUGGGGCUGGAGUGGGACCCCUCGGUUGAUAUCGGACGCUCGGUCUCCCGCGACGACGCCGACUCGUCGUAUUUCAGCGCCAGCGCAGGUAUAUGUCACAGAGGUGGUGUUAAGAGGCGGAGCUACCUCAGCUCUCUCGGCUCUCAGUCUGAUCUCAGCAAUGACAUCACCAACCAGGAAGCAGGUUUGCGAUUGGAGGGAUGGCUUGACCACGCCCACCCCAGCGUCUCCUCGCCAGUGGCGGCCCAGCGGGGCGGGACUCGGCCCGAGGGAGACCAGUGGGCGACCUCGACUCCCGACAGCCGGGACGGAGAGCCAAUAGGCUUUGACGGCAGACGCGUGAGGGCGUGGCUCGGAGACACGGAGAGGAGGACUUCCUGUUCCAAAGCUGUGCAGACAGACGCACAGGUGGAGUGCCACCUGGAUGGAAGCCACAUCAAUGCGUUGCCUUUUCUCGCCCUCUCGCCUUCACCGUCACAUGACCUGAAAGCCUCGCCUGAUUGGCUGAAACACGUAUAUCCGUUAAGUCUUCAGGCUGAAGAAGAGGAAGCUGAGCGUCGUCUCUCCGAACAAAGUGAGACGUCCAGCAGCAAGGUCCCGUCCUCCCUGCUCUCCCCAGCCCUCCUCUGCCUCCUGCUGGCCACGGCGCUGGCUCUCCUGUCCUGUCUGAUCUGGGCCGUCCUAGAGCCGCCUUGUCAGCGCAGCGGCAGGAUGCCUCGUAGCUUCCACCUGACACUGACGUACGUCAACGGGCCUCCGCCCACCUGAAGACCAGCCAGAGAAGCUCAGGGACAGAGUUUGGACAACAGCACUUUUUUCGUCAAUCUCUACGGAACGGAGGUUUUCAACUCGACAUGUCACGGUUUCAUUCACAUUUCAGUACCGGACACUCAAACAAUCGUCCAUCUUGUAUUAACCUUCACAAAAGUGCUUGUUUUGCCGCUGACAGACUCAGAUUGACAUUGUAAUUGUCUGACAACAUU